Solanum verrucosum is the source of this 454-nucleotide messenger RNA. RefSeq lists its product as uncharacterized. The record is from RefSeq and is a predicted model, not a curated record. The coding region runs from base 34 to 339 and encodes 101 amino acids. The transcript has a single exon. Lineage: Eukaryota; Viridiplantae; Streptophyta; Magnoliopsida; Solanales; Solanaceae.
AAAAAAACACUUCACCCCUUUAUAUAUAUAAUCAUGUGGAGGUUAUUAGUAUCAAUAAGGCAAAAUUUACAAAAUAUGGGAAAAAGUCCAAGAGUAGCUGAUGAAAAUAUGACAAAUAUUUGUAGAGGUGAAAAUAAUAGAUCAACAAGGCAACAUAAUUGGACCGGGUUUUCGAUCAUUUGUGGCGUUUUUCGUGCUCCAUUAGCCUUAUUUUCAUGCUUAAAUCAUCCUCGACUCAAUGGAACGGAUGGAGUUUGGGUUUCUGGUGAAUUUUCACAAAUUUCUGAAAUGAAUCAUCUUAUGGUUAGUGAUAGUAUGCGUUAUGCAAUAUUGAUGUGAAGAAAAAAAAAAGAUUAUGGUAAGAAAUGAAAUGAAAUUUUUAGUUAUGAUGAGACUUUUUUUUUUUUUGGUUUGUGUUUUUGGGUAUUUUUUUUUUCAUAUAUGUUGAUGUACG